This is a messenger RNA of Aegilops tauschii subsp. strangulata, 3604 nucleotides long. RefSeq names its product nuclear matrix constituent protein 1b. The record is from RefSeq and is a predicted model, not a curated record. Gene Ontology annotation, biological process: nucleus organization. Gene Ontology annotation, cellular component: nucleus. NCBI's taxonomy places the organism in Eukaryota, Viridiplantae, Streptophyta, Magnoliopsida, Poales, Poaceae.
GCCCAUCCCGCCGUGAGCACCCCACGAGACCGAGUUGGAAAAGCCAGAGAGGAAAAGGAGACAGAGACGAGGAGGAGGGAGACAGAGAGAGGGACGGCGGCGGCCUCCACUUGCCCGGAAAGCGCCGCAGCGCCCCCGGGGAUCGCGUGGCCCGCCGCCGCCGAGAUCUAGGGUUGCGGCCGGCAUGGCCAGCCCGCGGUCGCCCGCUGCCGGCGCCCUCGCCGGGGACGAGGCGAUCUGGAGGAAGCUCCGCGAGGCGGGCUUCGACGAGGAGUCCAUCAGGCGGCGCGACAAGGCGGCGCUCAUCGCCUACAUCUCGCGGCUCGAGACCGAGGUUUAUGAUUACCAGCACAACCUCGGGCUAAUGUUAUUGGAGCGAAAGGAAUUGGUAUCCAAGCAUGAACAACUCAAAGCUUCUAUGGAGUCUGCUGAGAUCAUGCACAAGCGUGAACGAGCUUCCCAGCAAUCUGCUCUAGCUGAAACAAGGAAGAGGGAAGAAAACCUGAAAAAGAAUGUAGGCAUUCAGAAGGAGUGUGUUGCUAAUCUUGAAAAAGCACUGCAUGAUAUGCGUGCGGAAACAGCCGAAAUAAAGGUUUCCUAUGAAACCAAAUCAGCUGAAGCACUUGAAAUGAUGGAUACUGCUCAAAAGAAAUUUGAUGAGGCAGAAGAGAAGCUUCUUGCAGCAAAAUCUUUGGAAGCAGAGUGCACUCGUGCUCGUAAUGCUGCAUUGAGAAGUUUACAAGACAUGGAAGAACGUGAAGAUCAGCUUAGAAGAUACCGCCUUUCUAGUGAUCAUGAAUACGAGGCCAAAGAAAAGGAUAUUAGCUUACAAAGGAAAUCGUUGAAUGAUAUGAAGAAAAUGUUGCAUGAAAAGGAGCAGGUGCUACUGAAAGAACAAUCGCUUCUUAAUCAGAGGGAUGAAAAUAUCGUUGAGAGGUUAGCACGUGUAACUCAGUCGGAGAAAAAGUUAGAAGAGGACAAGGUGAUUCUCGAAGCUGAACGGAUGGCUCUAAUGGAAGAGAAAAACAAGCUGGAUCUUAAAAUGGAGGCAGUAGCAUCAAGGGAGGAAGCUAUAAUUCAGAAGGAAUCCUUGCUUGACAAACGGGAGAGUGAGCUGUUGAUUUUGCAAGAAACAAUUGCAAAUAAAGAACGGGUUGAGAUUGAAAGGCUGAAUCAUGAACAAGAAAUGGCCCUGGAGAGGAGAAAGCUUGAGUUUGAAACUGAGAUGGAGAAUAAGCGCUUGUCUUUUGAGGCAGAAACGGAGACGAAGAGGACAUUGCUGGAUCAAAGAGAAAGAGCUCUCAGUGAGCAAGAAUUGGCAUUUGCUCAAAGGGACCAAAAUGUUGACCUUCGGCUUGCUGAACUAGCAAGCAAGGAAGAGGCCAUAGCAAGGAGAACAGAUGAGUUGAAAGACGAGGAAGGAAAGCUCCUCUCUCAAAGAGAAGUGUCAUACAUUGAGCUGCAAAAAGAAAGAGAGGAAGUACAGAAGAUGAAAUUAUAUUUGGAGAAGGAAAAGGUUUUCUUUGAAGAGGAGAAACGGGAAGCAAUCCAAGCCCAGCAAAAUCUUGCAAUAACCCAAGCAGAUAGAGAUGAUUUGCUUACUUUGCAGAUCAAACUUAAAGAAGAAAUUGACAAUCUUAGAGCCCAAAGAACGGAGCUCGUGGCUGAUGCUGAUAGGCUGCAAGCAGAAAAAGAAAGGUUCGAGAUUGAAUGGGAGCUGUUUGAUGAAAAGAAAGAGGAACUACAAAAGGAAGCUGCCAGAAUUACUGAAGAGAGAAGAGUAAUGACAGAGUAUCUCAAUAAUCAGUCAGACAUCAUCAAACAAGAGAAGGAAAAUUUGCGUGCUGAGUUCAAGAAGAACUCAGAAACCCUAACCUGUGAACAUGAAGAGUUUAUGAGUAAGAUGCAGCAAGAACAUGCAAGUUGGCUGAGUAAGAUUCAACAUGAGAGGGAAGAUCUUACAAGAGACAUUGAUAACCAGAGAAUGGAAUUACUGAACUUGGCCAAGGCAAGGCAGAUGGAAAUCGAUGCUGAUUUAAGGGAAAGAGAAAAGGAGUUUGAGCAGAAAAAAUCCAUGGAGCUUGAGCACAUAAAUUCUCAAAAGGUGAUGAUCAUGUCAAAACUAGAUCAUGUUGCGCUUGAAUUGCAGAAACUUGAGGAUGAGAGGAAAGAGGCUAAUUUGGAGCGUGAAAAGAGAGAGCAAGAGCUGUCUGAGAUAAAGAACACCAUUGAAGCCCUUAAUAAUCAACGAGAGAAGCUGCAAGAGCAAAGAAAGCUCCUACAUUCAGACCGAGAAUCAAUAACAGAACAAAUUCAGCAACUUGAUGUGUUGAAAGAACUGAAAAGCGAUUCUGAGAACAAGCAACUGUCUUUGAUAGAGUCUGAAAAGUCAAAGAUGAAUUAUACUGUCCUCCUUCCUUGUGGCGAAGUUCAUAAUUCAACUCCUAAGAAUUGUUCUCCACCAAAGCUUCUUGAAAGGAAACUAGAAGUGUCACCUUCAGUCUCAACACCAGUAUCUUGGGUUCGAAAAUGCGCUCAGGUGAUAUUCAAACGCUCUCCUGAGAAGAGUUCUGGUCAUGAUAAUGGUAGACUUAUUCAGAAUGGUGUACCAAAAAACCGUCGGAAAACUGCUGACAUCAAUGGAUCACUUGCUGAUGAGCUAGGUGACCAAGCUGGAGAAAUACCUCAAGUUGUUGAUGGUGCAAAAGUUAGUAAGAAAAGGAAUUAUUCGUUCUCAUAUGAUCCAAGUGAAGUUUUUGUAGAGCCAAGGCGGAAGUACCAAAGGAGCACUAUUCAGACAGUAAUUGGAGGGGAAGUUACUUUGAACAACUGCCCAUCAGUUCUAGAGGAGAAGUGCUCCAAAAAUGAACAUGAUGCCGCCCCACUUGGUGUAUUAUCUGGCAUCAGCAAGGAUGGCAAUAAAGGGCCACAGAACCUGAGAAUACCAGUAGACUCAGCUUCAUCUGAUGAUCUGGCCUUUGCAAAUGGGAAAGCGGAUAAUUCAGAUUUUGCUGAUGAGGAUGAACCUUCAGAAGAGAUCACAGUGUCCGCAACCGAACCAACCACUGGAGCACUUGAAGGCAGGGAUGAGCAUGAUGAAGAUACUGAUGACGAAGAUGAAGAGGAAGAGGAAGAAGAGAAAAGUUCGUCAGCGAAGAAAUUGUGGCGUUUUCUCAUCACAUGAGUAGCAGCUUCCCCGGUAGUAUAGACAUGCAGAGCUGACUGUAGGCUGACAGUUACCUGGCUCUUAUGAAGUUGCUUUGCUCUUAGCUCCAUUUGUGUGUCCGCCUUUCGGGUUGAAAGGUUGGGUGCUUGUUGGUUUUGUGUGCCUGUGAGCAGCGGAGGUUUUGGAAGCCGCUGUGAUGAAUCACGCCAUGCAUGUGUUCUUUAUUUUCACAUCCUGAAGGCUUCAACGUGUAAAGUGGUUGAUAGCUUGUGGUUUGUGUGCAAAUUGAUUGGGGGUGUAGGAACAGCCCAUAUGAUGAGUAUUAGUGCCGUUAUGGGUGGUGAUAGUCGCCUGUUCAGUGCUCGUUUCAGUAGGUGAUUUUUAUUCUCUUGAUGUGAGGACUCGUAUGGUUGUCUUGCAAGAAAUUUGUGGCUCGUC